AUGUUAAACAGAAUCAACAAGUUUUGUAUUUCCAAGUCCUGUUCUCGAAAAACCGAGGAAUGUAAAAGUCUUCUUUCCACUAUUCUUCAAAAUUCCUUUACUAUGCCUUUCUGUUCAUUUUGUAAGGGUUGGGGUAUUCCUUCCUAUCAGGUUUCUUCUCUCGAUUCUUCCUGUUGCGCUAAAUGCAUUCGACUCAAUUGUUCCCGAUGCGAUAUACAGAGCGUUAGUUCUUCGAAGUUGUAUAAAAUUGCUAUUUAG
This is a messenger RNA of Cryphonectria parasitica EP155, 258 nucleotides long. RefSeq lists its product as uncharacterized. Lineage: Eukaryota; Fungi; Ascomycota; Sordariomycetes; Diaporthales; Cryphonectriaceae. The record is from RefSeq and is a predicted model, not a curated record. The coding region runs from base 1 to 258 and encodes 85 amino acids. The transcript has a single exon.